CGGAACGGUGCAUGUUUCCUUUAGAUCGUGGACUGUUGGCCUAAAAACACAAUCCACCGAACCAUUUCAGAAACCCAAUAGCCAAAAACAUGACUGAAAGUCGAAAGAAGGUUGAUGUUGUUUUAAAGGAUUUCAUUUUAUCAGAUGAUGUUCUGCUUAAAGUUUCUGCUUUGCUUCUACAAGAAUUCAAUAAUGGAUUAAGUGCUCAAAAUCAUAAAACUGCAACUGUUAAGAUGUUUCCUACAUUUGUAAGAGAUGUACCCGAUGGUUCAGAACAAGGAAAAUUUCUUGCUCUUGAUUUGGGUGGCACAAAUUUUCGCGUGUUGUGCAUAGAUCUGGAUGGAGAUCAGUUUAAUAUGAUAAAUGAAAUUUAUGAAAUUCCACAAUCAAUCAUGCUUGGAUCAGGAGAACAGCUUUUUGAUCAUAUAGCAGAAUGUUUAGGUCAUUGCUUAGAGCAGCUUGGUUUGACUCAUAGAACAUUGCCUUUGGGCUUCACUUUCAGUUUCCCUUGUUUGCAGAAGGGACUUACUAGCGCUAUUCUUGUUAAUUGGACAAAAGGUUUCAAUUGCUGUGGUGUUCAAGGAAAAGAUGUUGUGCAACUGUUGCGUGAAGCUGUGAAACGGAGAGGGAAUGUUGAUAUAGAUUGUGUUGCUAUUGUAAAUGACACAACUGGUACACUUAUGUCCUGUGCUCAUAAGAAUAAGGAUUGUAGAGUGGGCCUAAUAGUUGGUACUGGAACCAAUGCUUGUUACAUGGAAAGAUUAGAAAAUGUUGAAACUUGGACUGGAGACAAUAACCCUCCAAAGCAAGUAAUAAUUAACACUGAGUGGGGAGCAUUUGGAGAUAAUGGAUGCCUUAACUUUCUAAGAACAGAAUAUGAUUAUCAAGUUGAUGAAAUUUCACUUAAUAAAGGAAAACAUUUGUUCGAGAAAAUGAUAUCUGGCAUGUAUAUGGGUGAAGUUGCUAGGAGGAUCUUUGUUAAACUUGCCAAUGAUGGAGUACUGUUCAAAGGGAAGCUGUCAGAAAAAUUUAACACAGCUUAUGGUUUCAAAACUAAAUAUAUUUCCAACAUAGAAAGUGAUCCAAGGCAGAAAAAUACCGAAACAAGAACAGUGCUUGAAAAAAUGGGUAUCUCCGAUGCUUCAGAUGAAGACUGUGAAAUUAUGAAAUUGGUUUGUGCCAGAGUUUCAACCCGAGCAGCUCAUCUUGUUUCAGCUGCUGUGGCAACAAUACUGAACAAAAUCAAAAGGAAUCACACAACUGUUGGUGUUGAUGGCUCAGUUUACAGGUAUCAUCCACAUUUCAGGGAUCUCAUGGAAAAGAAAAUUGAAGAACUUACUGACCCAAACUAUAAAUUUGAACUUAUGUUGUCUGAAGAUGGUAGUGGUCGUGGUGCUGCUUUAGUUGCUGCAGUAGCUGUGAGAACUGUAAAGUAAACCACCUACUGAGUAUUGAUUGAGUUAUGCCAAAUGUGUGUAAUAAAGGUGUCAGAAAUAGAGGUUCCUUACAAGCAUGAUGAAUUUCUCUAAAGAGAAGAUAGUAUUUUGUGAUAUUAUUUUUUAUUAAUUUAAACUCUUCAGAUGCUGCAUAUUUUUUAUGAAUAUUUGCAGCUUAAGUCCAGAUUAAACAUCAGACAAAUACAGUAUUUCUUUACUUUUAUUGAUUCCAUCCUUGAAAAUUAAUUUAUAUAUGAUUUCCUUUAUUUAGCUUCUCAAAAAAUCUGUCUACAAGUAAUUUAUUUGUUGCUUUUAUUUUAUUGAAUGGUACUUUAAUGUAAAUAUAUAUAUAUAUAUAUAUACAUAUAUAUUACAAUAUGCUUUUACAUUGUUGUUAUUGAUAGAAAUUUUAUAGACAUAGUUUUAAGAUUUGUAUUAUAGUUAUUUAAAAUUUUAGGUGUACAGUACUUUUUUUUAGAAUCUCAUUUUUUUUUUUGCAUAUUUGUGAUAAAAUUGCAUGUGGUAGUUUUAACAUUUCAUAAUUAAAAUCAAUCUUUGGUUAUGAAUUUUUAGUCUUUCAUUGUGUCAUACAUAUGCUGGUCAUCAAUGUUCAUUCAGGUUUGAAAUAUUUAGCAGUUGCUAGCAUUUAUCAGAGAAGAAAUGCAUGGAAUAACUUUGAUUUAUUUUUGAACAAAUUCAUUUUUUACAUCUAAAUGCACAUUUAUCAAUUAUGAAUAACUUCAUUUCACAAAUGAUUUUAGAUAUAUAUUUCUGCAGAAAUAUAACUAGUGUAACAAAUGUAAUCAAUGUAGUAAAUCAUGUGAAAUGCAAAUAAGUGAUUGUUUUUAAAUUUCGAAUCUGAAUAUGAAAGUUGAAUGUUAUAAUAUUCAUAACAUUUUGUGAGUAUUUUUACUGGAAGUAAAGAUGUUCUUAUCAAUGUAACAGUUGUGAUAUUUAUCUAAUAGCUUUAUUAGUUAUGUUAAAAAUACUUUGAAUGAAAAAUUUUGAGUUUGUCUAUAGUGUACUUAAAAGCUUAAACAAAAAAUACAUGAACCUUGAAUAUUACACAAGUUUCAUUACUUCAGUUGCAAAACACAUAUUGUACAACGAUUUUAAUUCUCAUAUUUUCAUACUUCUGUUCUUGUUCCAAAAUUGUUUUUGCAUGUUCAUUAACUUGCUUUUAUAUAUAUAUAUAUGGUUAAAAUAAUUAUGAUUCAUUACUAAUGUAUGAAGUUCCUGUAAUUUAUAUUAAAGAACUCAAGUAGCAUAUUCAUUCUCUUACAUCUGCAGUUAACUGCUGCUUAUGAUUCUUCUUUAAAAACAUAUCUUUAUUGAAGUAGUUUUGUGUGCAAAAGCUUUCCCUUUAACUAGUGCUGAUAAAUUUUGUGCAUCAGAUGUGGAUUGCAGAUGCCACAGAAAGAUGUCCAUUUUGUUGAUGCUUUCUGAUUUUAGUCAAUUUAAAAUGGAAUAAAUAUUCUUCUUAGCUGUUACUGCAUAAAACAAAAGAAUGCAAUAGAUAUCUAAUGCUUCUUACUAAAAACUAUGAAUUUUCUCUUUUACUGAACAUCCUGUUUCCCUUCUGAGUAAUUCAUAUAGUGUGCCUUAUUAGUUUCCAGCUGACACAAAAUCUGAAGUAAUGUUUUACUUGUUUAAUGUUAUUGGUAAUUCAUGUGUGUAUGAUGUUAGUUUAUUAUCUUCUGAUAUUUAAAAAAAAUCAGAAGCGUACGUAUGAAUGUGCUAAUCAAUAUUACAUUGGAUUUUCUUAAUCAUUGUUCUAAAAGAAUCAAAUGGUGCAUAGUUUGACUGAAGAAGUAUGAAAUGUUACUUUGUAAGUAUUCUGAUCAUUGUAUCAAAUAUCUUAAUGUGAUUUUUGAAACCUUAUCAGCAAGGAUAAGUACAAGUUGUGAAAUAAAGUUAUUUGCUUCA
Molecule: messenger RNA, 3362 nt
Organism: Uloborus diversus
Lineage: Eukaryota; Metazoa; Arthropoda; Arachnida; Araneae; Uloboridae
Product: hexokinase-2-like
Exons: 10
Coding region: 90-1436 (448 amino acids)
Biological process (GO): glycolytic process; glucose 6-phosphate metabolic process; intracellular glucose homeostasis
Cellular component (GO): mitochondrion; cytosol
Molecular function (GO): ATP binding; mannokinase activity; D-glucose binding
Source: RefSeq, a predicted model, not a curated record